AUGUCGGCCGAUGGAAGCGGCGGCCUUGUCGGAAUCAAGAUGGGAUCCGCAGCAGAGCGGCGGACGUUUGAAAUGAUUGACGACGAGGACGAGCAGGCGCGUCAGGACCUCGUCAAGUAUGGCAACGAGAACGACAAACGCGACAUGGCCCGCAUGGGCAAGAUUCAGGAGAUGAGGCGGAACUUCAAGUCCCUUACCGUGUUGGGGUUUUGCGCCAUUCUCAUGUGCUCAUGGGAGUCACUCCUCAGCACCGCGUCGCUUGCUCUCACAAACGGCGGCUCGGCCGGCCUCAUCUACACAUGGCUCAUUGCGUGGGCGGGCUUCAACGCCGUGUAUGCGUCCAUGGCUGAGAUGGCGUCUGUGGCGCCCACCACCGGCGGCCAAUACCACUGGGUGUCCGAGUUUGCGCCGCCCGGCUACCAGGCCGUCCUGAGCUACGUUGUCGGCUGGCUGGGCGUGCUUGGCUGGCAGACGCUCGUCACCUCGAUUGCCUUUCAGGCGGGCACCGAGAUCCAGGGCCUGCUGGCGCUCAACUACGACAACUACGUGUUUGAGCGCUGGCAUGGCACCAUGUUUGUCAUUGCCAUUAUCGUCUUUGCGUUGUUCUUCAACACGCUGUUGGCGUCGCGGCUCAAUCUGGUCGAAGGUGCGAUUCUCGUCGUUCACAUCUUUGGCUUCUUCUGCAUGUUGGUGCCGCUGUGGGUUCUCUCGCCGCGGACGCCCAGCAGAAUCGUAUGGACCGAGUUCCACGACGGCGGCUGGAAUAACACGGGACUGUCAACCUUGAUUGGUCUCAUUACCAGCGUCUUGCCCCUGCUCGGCGCAGAUGCAUCUGUGCACAUGGCGGAAGAGGUGCAGGAUGCGGCACGGACGCUACCACAAAGCAUGAUGUGGUCCAUCAACCUCAAUGGCUUGAUGGGCUGGCUUACAGCCAUUACUUUUUGCUACUGCAUCGGCGAUCUCGAACAAGUGCUUAAAACCAAGACUGGAUAUCCAUUUAUUCAAGUCAUUUUUAACGUGACCAAGUCGUACCCCGCCACUAAUUUUCUGACGUCGGUCGUCCUGCUCAUGAACACGUUUUCCUGCGUGACCAUCAUGGCCUCUGCCUCUCGGCAGAUGUUUGCAUUUGGCCGCGACAAGGGCCUCCCCUGCUCGGGCUGGCUCUCGCAGGUCCAUCCCACGCUAGGCGUCCCUGUCAACGCCGUCGUUCUGUCGACGGUGAUUUCGAUACUGCUAUCCCUGAUCAAUAUCGGCAGCACCGUCGCAUUCAACAGCCUCGUGUCCCUGGGCUCCGGCACGCUCAUGGUCUCGUACAUUGUCUGCAUCGGCUGCUUCGCGUGGCGCCGGUGCCAGGGCGGCCCCGAGGCCCUCCCGCCGGCCAAGUUCUCCCUCGGCGCCUGGGCCCUGCCGGUCAACAUCAUCGCCAUCUGCUACCUCUCGCUCGUCUUCAUCAUCGCCUUUUUCCCCGCGGUGCCGCUGCCGACGCUCGACGCCCAGUCGAUGAACUGGUCGUCCGUCAUCUUCACCAUGGUCGUGAUAUGGGCCAUGGCAUAUUACUUUAUAUGGAGCCGGCAUGUAUAUGAAGGCCCCGUCAAGUUUGUACAGAAGCCAGGGGACGCGCCAGAUUUGAGCCGCGGCAGUCAGCAAUCAAGGACCCUGUAA
Akanthomyces muscarius is the source of this 1662-nucleotide messenger RNA. RefSeq lists its product as uncharacterized. Gene Ontology annotation, biological process: transmembrane transport. The transcript is spliced from 6 exons. Gene Ontology annotation, cellular component: membrane. The record is from RefSeq and is a predicted model, not a curated record. Gene Ontology annotation, molecular function: transmembrane transporter activity. NCBI's taxonomy places the organism in Eukaryota, Fungi, Ascomycota, Sordariomycetes, Hypocreales, Cordycipitaceae. Bases 1 to 1662 code for a protein of 553 amino acids.